Messenger RNA from Xiphophorus couchianus (Monterrey platyfish), 4163 nucleotides. RefSeq names its product aryl hydrocarbon receptor nuclear translocator (gene arnt). Gene Ontology annotation, cellular component: nucleus; cytoplasm; transcription regulator complex. The coding region runs from base 251 to 2569 and encodes 772 amino acids. Gene Ontology annotation, molecular function: protein dimerization activity; DNA-binding transcription factor activity. NCBI's taxonomy places the organism in Eukaryota, Metazoa, Chordata, Actinopteri, Cyprinodontiformes, Poeciliidae. Gene Ontology annotation, biological process: regulation of DNA-templated transcription. The record is from RefSeq and is a predicted model, not a curated record. The transcript has 20 exons.
ACAUAGAAAGGGGGGUUUAAACGGGUUGAAAACAGGAAAACGGGGGUAGUGACAGGGAUUAAUUAUCACUUUGGAAUCGUGUGUGAAAAUUUCCCGUAGCUUUGAAGUACCAUCAGUCAUGGCUCUGGGUCUUUUUAAGGAAAAGUGAGAGAAAUCCGCACUGGUCGGCCCGAAGUCAGCUUAGUCAGUGGGGGAGAGAGGGCGGAGAGUUAGAUGAUUUUUUUUCCGCUGUAAAAGAAGUUAUUUGUUUAUGUUGUUCAACGCGGAUAUGUCCUCUUCAAAUCCAGACCUAGCAGACCAUAGUCUGGAUAUGGGAGCAAGUGGGACCCAGAACGGCGGUGCUGGUGGACCGAAGGGGACCAACAAAAGACGGGCAGCGCAGGACUUUGAUGACGAUGACGGAAGCAAGAUGAUAAGAUUUGAUGAUGAAACGGGAGGCUCCAGCAAUGAAAAAGAGCGCUUUGCCAGGGAGAAUCACAGUGAGAUUGAGAGGCGGAGGCGGAACAAGAUGUCUGCCUACAUCGGAGAACUGUCGGACAUGGUUCCCUCGUGCAGCGCGUUGGCACGGAAACCAGACAAGCUGACCAUCCUGCGAAUGGCAGUCUCUCACAUGAAGUCUCUCAGAGGAAACGCCAAUACUAAUGCCGACGGGUCAUACAAACCUUCUUUUCUCAGCGAUCAGGAACUUAAGCACCUCAUUUUGGAAGCAGCGGACGGCUUCCUGUUCGUGGUAUCAUGCGAGACGGGCCGUGUUGUUUACGUCUCGGACUCGGUCACACCUGUACUUAACCAGUUGCAGUCUGAAUGGCUGGGAUCUUCUCUUUAUGAUCAGCUCCACCCAGACGACACAGAAAAGCUCAGGGAGCAGCUCUCCACUUCGGAGAACAACAACACGGGGAGGAUGUUGGACCUGAAGACAGGAACUGUGAAAAAGGAGAGUCAGCAGUCAUCAGCUAGAAUGACAAUGGGGGCGCGCCGAUCAUUCAUCUGCAGAAUGAGGUGUGGAACAUGCCCAGUGGAACCAAUGUCUAUGAACAGGCUCAGCUUUUUCAGGAGUAGGAACAGGAAUGGUUUAGGAACACCCAAGGAAGGGGAACCCCAGUACGUUGUGGUCCACUGUACAGGAUACGUUAAAUCCUGGCCCCCCGCGGGUGUAUCAUUAACAGACGAUGAAGCAGACAACAAUCAGGGGAGUCGCUACUGUCUAGUUGCCAUUGGGAGAUUACAGGUCACCUGUUGCCCUGGUGACACAGACCUAAACAGCAUCAGCGUUCCUGUAGAGUUCAUCUCCCGCCACAACUGCCAGGGCAUGUUCACCUUCGUAGAUCAUCGCUGCUUGACCUCGAUCGGCUACCAGCCCCAGGAAUUACUGGGGAAGAAUAUUCUAGAUUUUUCACACCCUGAAGACCAGGGUUUGCUGAGAGACAGUUUUGACCAGGUGGUUAAGCUGAAAGGCCAGGUUCUGUCGGUCAUGUUUCGGUUCCGGGCCAAAACGAGAGACUGGAUGCUGAUGAGAACGAGCUCCUUCACCUUCCAGAACCCCUUUUCAGAGGAGAUCGAGUACAUCAUCUGUACCAAUGUCAAUGUCAAAAACUCAACCCAGGACCCUCUCACUCUCAUCUCCUCCCCCGGGGCUCCAAUGCCCCUGGCUCAGAGCAGCCCAAACGGCCAUCCUGUUGUGCUCAGCCCAGGCCCGAUGGCCGCCAGACAGCUACAACAGCAGCAGCAGCAGGCCGAUCUGGAGGGAGGGGCAACAAGAGAUGGGAUGUAUGAGGCGGGACCAAUCAAUAUCCAGCAACAGAUGCCGGUGCAGCCAGUGGUAGCGGUGGGGCCGGACCACAGCAAAACCAUAGAGAAGCAGGAGAUCUAUCCGCCCAUCUUCCCAGGGUCAGAUCAGACCAAGGGCAUGCCGACCAACUCGACGCCUUCCACUCAGAUUUACACCAACAACUUUUCUGCUGGUCGCUCCAAUGACUCAUACAGACCAGUCGCUAUGCCGCCACAGAUGACACAGCCGGCGCACUCGGCACCGCAGAUGCUGCCUCACAUGCCUCGCCAAAAUGGCGCCCCGCAGUCUGUUACCCCAUCAAGCACUAACAGCCCCCUCCAUGGACCGUCAGGAGGAUGGCCUGCACCAGGACCUGCAGGCAGGCCGCAGUUCAGUAACCAGCAGGUUGCUCCGCAGGCAGCAAAGACGAUGUCUCAGCAGUUUCCUCCAAUCGGAGGAUUCGGAGGCGGCUCUUCUAACACCUUCAGCCAGAUACCCACCGGUGCCGCUCCCACCCCCACCAACGGCACAAACUACCCUCAGAUGAAUCCCCGCACCAGCCUCAACACCAACGGCUACGACACUUCCCAGUCUGGAGGCCAGUUUCCACCUCGAGUGACGGAGGGGGUGUGGCCUCAGUGGCCGGGCCAGCAGCAGCAUCCUCAGAACAACAGAGAGCAGCAUCCUCACGCUCAGGGAAACCAGCAGGACAUAUUUCCUGAUGUGUUGUCUAUGCUAGACCAGCCUGCCGCCUUUAACAGUGACGACUUUGAGAUCGCCAUCUACCCGCCGUACGAGUGACCAGCGCUACGCCUCUCUUCUUCCUCCCCUGGGUGAAUUUUUCCUUCACAUCUUCUGCUCCUGAACUCUUCCUCCUCCUCACAGUGGCAGUCUUCCCUUUCUUUCUGUGGCCUCGCUGUAAGUCAGGUAAAGAGGAAGGGAUAUUUUACUGCACCUAAAUUAAGUAGAAAGUGAAAGAAUAACAUUAUAAAAAAAACAGAGAUAUUAUUUUCACAAUAUUCCAAUCAUUGUAAGAGAUUGCUGCAGCUAGCACUACCCAAAGCUCCAUACCGGUGUUGUAGAUAUGUGAUAUUAGUAUUUUUGAAUAGAAAGAUAUAAGACGCACAAUCGCACCACCACAUGUGGAUGGACUGCACAAAAAAAGAAAAAGAAAAUACACUCUGCCACUCUUUGAAAACACACACACACAGAUAAAAUGGCCUUUUAUUGCAACAUGUCAGUGAUUUUUCUCAGGAUUACUAGAAUAUUUUCCUAUUUUACUCCUUAGCAGGUAUACUAAGUAUUUCAGAGAAUGAUUUAAAACCUUGGAAAAUAGCAGUAAUAUAUAUGUUCAUUUAAUUAGAUUUUUUUUUUUUAUUCAUUAUGAAUCCACAGCAUGUAUUUGCAUGAUUUACAGCGUUAAAUAUUCUGCAGAUCUAUAUGUAAUUUAACGUAUACAUGGCUGACUUCACCUAUAAAAGUUUCUUUACCCAUUGAGUUACUUUGACAACACAUGUGGACGGCACCAUAUCUUUUAUUCAGUCUCUCUGCUGGCUUUUUAUUUUACAUUUUUUCAUUGCUGAUACACGACUACAGCCCCCAUGUGUGCGACUUUGUAAGAUUUAUGCAUAAUUAACAAAAGGUUGUUGGGUAUCUGCCUUGUGUCAUUUACCCUACAUUUGGGGGCUUUUUGUACUCCUUUUGUAAAAGAAAUGUAUAUGUAUAAAAAAAAUAAUCAGCAGCAAUAAUUGACAGACAGGAUUCAUAUAUUUUUAAAGCCAUUUUUACCUUUCUUUUUAAUGUUUUAAAAUGCAGAGAUGUGAUUGUAAUCUUCGGAUUUUAAUUAUGCUUCUUGAGUAUUUUAUUGAGCUAUUCGUCGCUUCUCUCGCGUUGCUGUUUUACGGUUAGAUCAGGGUAUUCAAGCAAGUGGACCUAAAUGUGAGAAUGUACAAACAGGUUAUUUUGUUUCUGCCUCAGUGUUUUUCUCUUUUUGUUCAUGAUGUUUGGGUGAGGACUCAACUUUUGCCAACAGGAUGUGUUUUGGACAGCUUUCACAGUGGAGCAACGCGAGAUAAACAUCUUUCACUUUUAAAAUGUUGAAUUUGAGGUUAAGUGUUUUAUUCUUCCUUGUCUGUGUGUAACAUUCACACACUUGUAAAAGCAGACUAUGUAAUUGCAGUGUAGAUAAUUGAGUGUUUUCUGAGCUUCCAAAGGAUGGCAUGUUGGUGAUUUGUGUUCGUUCUUUGAUGAUUUUUGUGUUCAAAGCAACCGAUUACUCUGUAUACAGGUUUAUUUUUCACUCUUAGAAACACAAAUAUAUAAAUAUACUGUAUAUGUUUAUGAAAUUUUAAGAGAAAUAUUUGUUGUUUUUUGUAUUAAAUUGUUAUAUUGUCAA